Messenger RNA from Elaeis guineensis (African oil palm), 964 nucleotides. RefSeq names its product non-specific lipid transfer protein GPI-anchored 31. Gene Ontology annotation, molecular function: lipid binding. Gene Ontology annotation, biological process: lipid transport. The record is from RefSeq and is a predicted model, not a curated record. NCBI's taxonomy places the organism in Eukaryota, Viridiplantae, Streptophyta, Magnoliopsida, Arecales, Arecaceae.
CCCAGGAAAGUGCCUCUUCCACUUCCAGCCAUCAUUCCACCCAUCUACGACUCCAAGAGUGCCAUUUGUUUAUCCCACCAACCCCUCCCCUUUCCUUUUCUAAAACCCCCAUCCACACCUCUCUCUCUCUCAGAACCCCUUACCCCAACCUUCUCCUCUUCCAUAUCCUCCCUUCCUCCCGUCUCCACCAUAUCAAGAAGACUAUAAUCCUCCACUCCAAGUCCAUUCCACAAAGCACUAGCCAUUGCCCAUAACUUUUUUCAAUUUUUCCUUGGUAACAACAAUGGUUUCGGCUAGCAAGUGUGCAUGGGUCCUUGCCCUUUGGCUCCGCCUGGCCAUGUUGCAAGGGAGUGGGGCUCAGGUGGGUGCGCCCUCACCCUCCAUGGACUGCACCCCUGCUCUCCUCAGCCUGGCUGACUGCCUGACCUUUGUGGAGCAAGGGAGCAACGUGACCAAGCCCCAGGGGCACUGCUGCUCUGGCUUCAAGAAGGUGGUUAAGAAGGAGGUGGCCUGCCUCUGUGAGGCCUUCAAGGGGAGUUCAAACUUUGGGAUCAGCCUCAACAUAACCAAGGCCCUGACCCUCCCCUCUGCCUGUGGCGUCUCCACUCCUCCUUUCAGCAAGUGCAAGAUUGCAGGAGUGCCUGGUGCAGCCCCUGCCCCAUCACCAUCCAGUGGAGCACCUGCAUCAUCUGGAAGUGCUUCAACGGUGCCAACUCCAUCACCAAAUUCAGGCGCCCGAGCUUUAUCGGCCCCAUCCUUUGUUGUUGUUCUUGCUGCUGCAGCGGUUGCUCUUUUCCAGUCGAUAUGAAACGAGUCCCUUUUGGCGGUGUUGCUGGAGUUGUAUCCGAGGAUUUCUUUUGGUUUCAUUGAGCUUUCAGUUUGGUAGUGUUCUCAGAUUAAUGUCAUCAUCUACCAUUUAUGUUAGACUAUUUUAGUUCUAGUAGAGUUCGUGUCUAAUGCUAGA